Molecule: messenger RNA, 27254 nt
Organism: Oncorhynchus mykiss (rainbow trout)
Lineage: Eukaryota; Metazoa; Chordata; Actinopteri; Salmoniformes; Salmonidae
Source: RefSeq, a predicted model, not a curated record
AGAAACCUGAGCGCGAGAUGAGAGAGAGAAAGAGAGGGAGAGAGAGGCAUUCGGAGAGUCGCAGCCCACAAGCCGUGUCUUUAAUAGAAGCGGCCAUUGAGCUGCUAAGAAGCAUGUAGAGGAGCUAAAGCGGUUUAAUCGAACCAAGAAGACACCGAUUAAAAGGGAUAUAAGAACCGGUGUCCGGAUACUAUUUCAGUGGAGCCUUGUUACUGAUUUCGGAAGGAGCUAUCCCACUACGACCCACCUUGCCUUUACGCAGACACGCUUCAGUGGCGCUCACAUAAAACACAUUCGCCGGGUAGGAAGGUCUGGAGGGGGUGAUUUUUAUAGAACACGGCGAGCGAUGCGCCUGGAAUUGUGGCUUGACAAACACAGACAGUAAUGGGUCGAUAUAUUCAAUGAAAUAUCGGUAGGCUAUAACGUUGAUAGACAAUUACAAUUAUUUUUGUAUUGGAUAGAAGGUUGGCGCUUUCGGUUGCUUAUUCGGUCCACAUAUUUUAUUCAAACUACGAAUGACUCGACUUGUCAAGUGAGCGGCUUCACUUUUUCCUUCAACCAAUUAGCCUUGCGAAUCGCCACUUUCACAAGCAAACAAGGGAGAGGAGCACAUCCACUGUGGCUUUCAACGCAAAACGGAUUUGACAGCUGUGUUUGCGAGCAGAGGACCCGGAUCCACCGUCCUGGAUUACUGCGGUAGCGGGCCAUUCGGCUGCUGGCCACCGGUAACAGAGGCACCAUGGCCGGCUUCAUCCCGGGUUUACAGCCGACCAGCCAUUCCCAGGAGAAGGAAUUCGCCCAGGCGUACGAAGAUGUUCUGGAGAGAUACAAAGAUGAGCGAGACCGGGUGCAGAAGAAAACCUUCAUGAAAUGGGUCAACAAACAUCUCAUCAAGGUGAGGAAGCACAUCACAGACCUGUACGAGGACCUGAGAGAUGGACACAACUUGAUCUCCCUCCUGGAGGUCCUCUCUGGAGUCACCCUGCAGCUCAAGGGCGUGUCCUCGCUGAGGAGGGUGUGUAUCUCCCGAGCUCCCCCGCUCAUCUUGCUCGGGGGGGAGGAGGUGGAGGAUGGAGCUCAGGGACCCAGAGAAAAGGGUCGCAUGCGAUUUCACCGGCUCCAGAAUGUCCAGAUCGCCCUGGACUUCCUCAAACAGAGACAGGUCAAACUGGUGAACAUCCGGAACGAUGACAUCACAGACGGCAACCCCAAGCUGACACUGGGCCUCAUCUGGACCAUCAUCCUGCACUUCCAGAUCUCCGAGAUCUAUGUGAGCGGUGAGUCUGGGGACCUGACGGCUAAGGAGAAGCUGUUGUUAUGGAGCCAGAAGGCCUCCGAGGGCUGGCCUGGCCUCCGCUGUACCAACUUCUCCUCCUCCUGGAGCGACGGGCGCAUGUUCAACGCCCUGCUCCACCGAUUCAGGCCAGAUUUGAUUGACAUGGAGGUGGUGGCACAGCAGAGUAACCUUGACAACCUGGAGCAGGCCUUUGAGAUUGCCGAGUCGCUAGGGGUGACCAGACUACUGGACGCUGAAGAUGUGGACGUUCCGUCUCCAGAUGAGAAGUCGGUCAUCACAUACGUCUCCUCCAUCUACGAUGCCUUCCCCAAGAUCCCAGAGGGAGGAGAGGGCAUCGCAGCACACGAGGUGGACCACCGCUGGGCAGAGUACCAGUCUCGUUUCUCCAUGCUGCGCCAGUGGAGCCAGCAGCACACGGCCCUCAUGGCCAACAAGAACUUCCCACUGGACCCUGUGGAGCUCAAGGCACUAUACAAUGAGUACGUCCAUUUCAAAGAGACGGAGAUCCCUGCCAAGGAGCUGGAGAAGAGUGGAGUUGAACACCUCUACAAACUACUGGAGGUAUGGAUGGAGUUUGGGCGCAUCAAGCUGCCCCUGGGCAUGCACCCCAACGACCUGGAGGAGGAGUGGGGCAAGCUGAUUCUGGAGAUGCUGGAGAGAGAGAAGGCCCUGCGGCCCGCUGUGGAGAGACUGGAGUUAUUGCUGCAGAUGGCCAAUAAGAUCCAGAACAUGGCCCUGGACUGUGAGGAGAAACUCACCCUGGCCAAGAACACACUGCAGGCCGACAUGUCCCGGGUGGAGAGUGGCGAGGCGGUGCGUUGUGAGAGGGAGCUGGGCUUGUACCUGCAGGACUGUGAGGUUCUGAUCAGACGGCUCAACGUGGACCUCCAUGUCCUCCGGGACCAGAAGUACUACCAGGUGGAGCAGCUCGCCUUCAGAGUGUCCUGUCUCCACGAGGAGCUGGUCUCUCUCCGGCUCCAAUGCUCCAGCGUCUACAGGAAGGGUCACUUCUCCCCGGUGACGGGGGGAGACCGGACGGCCCCGCGGGGGAGCGACAGUGGUCUCUCCCUGUCCACAGGGGCCCAGACCCUACUGGGGGCAGUGGGGGUGAUGGGGGCAGCCCUGCUCAGGAGACCCAUGUCCCGCUCUCAGCUGGUGGCCAUGUCAUCCUCGGAGGACGAGGGGAGUCUCCGGUUUGUCUAUGAGCUCCUGGGAUGGGUGGAGGAGACACAGGACAUAAUGGAGCGUGCAGAGUCAGGGGCGGACCUGCCCUCCGUAGAGCAGAACCUCCAGGACCACCAGAACAUCCACACUGCCGUGGAGGAGCUACUGCACAGCCUGAAGGAGGCCCGCAACUACGAGACGAAAGUCUCUCGUAACUUCAGAAGCAAUUAUUCUGACACUCUGGCCAAGCUGGAGCAGCAGUACUGCAAACUACUGGAAAACUCAUCGUGGCGUAUGCGCUGCCUGGAGAGCCUGCAUGCGUUUGUGUGUCGCUGUACAGAGGAGCUGAUCUGGCUCAAUGAGCGAGAAGAGGAGGAACUGGCCUACGACUGGAGCCACAACAACACCAACGUCAACGCCAAGAGAGAUCUAUACGCCGAAAUGAGGUCAGAGCUGGAGGAGAAACAGGAAGUGAUGCACUCGCUGCAGGAAACGGCCGACCGGCUCUGUCAGGAGAACCACCCGGCCAAACAGACAGUGGAGGCGUACAGUGCAGCGCUGCAGACCCAGUGGCAGUGGGUACGCCAGCUGUGUGUGUGUGUGGAGCAGCAUCUCAAAGACAAUACUGCCUACUUCCAGUUUGUGAGUGACGCACGGGACUGCGAGACGUACCUGCGUCAGCUCCAGGACACCAUAAAGAGACAGUACACCUGUGACAAGAGCAGCAGGCUGGGCAAGCUGGAGGACCUGCUGCAAGACUCUAUGGAGGAGAAGGAGCAGCUGAUUGAGUACCGCAGCUCUGUGGCCAGCCUGGUGGGCCGGGCCAAGACGGUGGUGCAGCUCCUCCCCCGCAGCGCCGAGAGCACCCUGGGAAGCACCACGCCCAUCCGCGCCAUCUGUGACUACCGGCAGAUAGAGGCUAACGUUCAGAUCACCAUCAGCCGAGGUGAGGAGUGUGUGUUGGAGGACAAUUCUCAGAGGACUAAAUGGAAGGUGAUCAGCCCCAGUGGGAAUGAGGCCAUGGUGCCGUCAGUCUGCUUCACCGUACCACCGCCCAACCAGGAGGCCAUGGACACCGCCAGCAGGAUGGAGCAGCUGUACCAGAACGUGAUGUCUCUAUGGCACAAUCUACACGUCAGCAUGAAGAGUGUGGUCUCCUGGCACUACCUGCAGAAAGACAUCAGGACCAUCUCCUCUUGGAGCCUGGACACGGUACGUUCCCAGACCCCUGUGGCCAGGGACCAGGCUCUGAACCAUUUGGAGGCCCACCUGGCUGACUUCCUCUCUGACAGCAAAGAGAGCGUCCUCUUCAACCCCGCUGAGAGACGCGAGCUGGAGAGAGACGCCCACACCGCCCAGGAACACUGCCAGGACCUGCUGGUCAACAUGGAGACAGUGGAGAAGGAUGAGUCUGUCUCUCGGUCCUACCUGUCAGAGCUCCAGAACAUUAAACUGCGUCUGGAGGAGGCGGAGCAAAAGCUGAUGCGCGGCAUUCAGACUCUGCCCCCUAGCAACCUAUCGGGCAACAGCGUCGACAACACUGUUCAAAUUGCAGAGCAAGAGAAGCUGCAGUCGGACCUGGAUAGUUUGAGGACCAGUCUUGGCGAGGUGUCGCGUCGCUGUGUGACUUUCUUUGAGGAGAAGCCCACCUCCUCCACUGUUCCCGUACUGCGCUCUGAACUCAACCUGGCUGUGGAGAAGAUCGACAGACUACACAACCUCUCCUCUGUCUACCUGCGCAAGCUGAAGACAGUGGAUGUGCUGAUCCACAGCUUGCAGGCCGCAGAGAGCCAGGUGAAGAGGUACGAGAGCAGGCUGAGUGAGGAGGACAUCGUCCCUGCAGACGCCAACGCCAUCCAGGCCCUACGGGAACAACUGGGGACGUGGCAGUCGGAGCUUGAGGACCAGGAGGGGGUGUUGAGCUCCCUGCAGUCGGUUGUGCAGAAGGCCCGGGAGGCGGGGACUCAGCUGAACAGGCUCCACCCAGACCGCAGCCCGGAGCUGGAGCGCUACCAGGAGAAAGCCGCCCAGCUCACCGAGAGGUGGGCCGGAGUCAAGAGACAGAUGGACACACGGCGAGCCGAGCUAAAGGCCCUGGGCUCAGUCCUGCAGCACUACAGAGACGGCCACUCUGCUCUGAUCCACUGGAUAGAGGAGACCACUGAGAGACAGGAGAACACCCAGCCUGGACAGACUGACAGCAGAGUCCUGUCUGAACAACUGGCAGAACAAACGGCAUUAGUAGCCGAGAUCGAAAAGAACCAGACCAAACUAGACGAGUGCCAAACCCACUCCAAACAGUACUGCACCUCUGUCAAGGACUACGAGCUACAACUGAUGACAUUCAAAGCCUUUGUGGAGUCGACCCAGAAAUCCACUGUUAAGAGGAGGAGGAUGCACUCUUCAUCAGACGCCAUCACGCAGGAGUUCAUGGACUUGCGCACACGCUACACAGCCCUGGUUACCUUGACGACGCAACACGUCAAGUACAUCAGCGAUGCACUGAGGAGACUCGAGGAGGAAGAGAAAGAGGUGGAGGAGGAGAGGCAGCAGAGGGUGGGCCAGGUGUCAGAGCUGCUGGGCUGGGUCAAGGGCCUCCAGGGCCCCUCUGCCGAGUCAUCCAUCGCGGCGCAGCAGGCUGUCGGUGAGCAGUUAGCGGCUAAGAAGGAGGAGGUGGCUCAGGCUAUCAGGAACACCCAAGUCUUCCUGAUGUCUAAACAGGCCAGCAAGUUGUCCCCAGAGGAACGUGUCCAGGUGACCUCCCAGCUGGAUGAGCUGACGGCCACCUACAGCCAGCUGUGUGACCGUUCCACCGCCCGACUGCAACAGCUGGAGCAGGAGCAGGCCAAAGAGGAGCAGAGAAAGAGCCAAGCUGCCAUUGGCGGAGUUAUUGACCUGGGCACCAUGGAAACUGUCCCAGUCUUCCAAGCUGCUCAGCGUGGCCUCAUUGAUCAGGACACCUGCCAUGUCUUAUUGGAGGCCCAGCUCACCAUGGGUGGGUUAUUUCAGCCUGUCUCCCCUGUGAGCCUAUCACUGGAAGAGGGCUUCAACUGUGGCCUGAUUGAUAGUCUCAUCAGCCAAUCCCUAGCAGAGCUGGAGAGUGCCUUGCAUCUUGUCGACCAGACAGAACAACUGGAGGGCCAGCUCCUUCCAGUGGCCGCAGCCAUGGAGGAGGGCCUUAUCAGAGAGGAGUUGGGGCUGCGUAUCCUGGAGCUGCAGAUGAACACAGGAGGCCUCAGGGAGUUGGGAGGAAGAAGACUGACCCUGGAUAGUGCUGGAGAGAUGGGCCUGCUGACCCCAAGGGUCUACACCAAGCUCAGGUCACGGGUCAAUCGGCGGGAGCUCGUUGACCCUAACACAGCAGAAAAGCUGAAUCUGUCCGAACUGCAGCAGCGCUGUGUCCUCAGCGAUGACACCGGCUUGUAUCUGCUGCCAGUCAAACAGCAGCCAGGAGGCACCGUCUGCCUCGCUUCCGGCAGGAAGGUUGGGAUCUUCCGUGCUGUCCAAGAGAAUCUGAUUGACAGGCAAGUUACGGUGAGAUUGCUGGAGGCCCAGCUAUUUGCUGGUGGGAUUGCUGAUCCCCGUACGGGACGCCGCCUGACUGUGGAUGAGGCUGUGCGUCACAAUCUGAUGGACCAGGACCUGGCCUGUGCCAUGCUGACCCGCCAGCUGCAGAGUGGUGGGAUACUAGACCCUGUAAGUGGGGAGCGCCUAGGGUUGGAGGAAGCCAUCCAGAGGGACCUGCUCUCACCUCAUCUGGCCCUGCUGGUGCUUGAGUCCCUCUGGGCUUUUAUGGGGAUGCUCUGGCCUGAGUCAGGGGAGCUGCUGCCCAUUGCAGAGGCUCUACAACAAGGGGUCAUCUCGGGAGAGCUGGCUCUGAACAUCCUGAGACAACGCCACACGAUAGGUGCCCUGUACCUUCCUGAAACCCCCAAGGUCGUGUCCCUGAAUCAGGCUAAGGAGGUCCUUGAACCCAAAGUGGCUGAGAUUCUGAAAGAGAUUCGGAUCCCAGAUGUGCUACACAACAUGAACCAGUCAGGCUCCCCAAAUCUAAAUCGCCUAAGCUGGGGCUCCACUGGGUCAUCCCCUCCCUCCUCACCACCUGCCUCUUCCCCAGAGCACACAUGUUUCCCCUCAUUUCUGGAGGAGAUGGCCCCUGAGGAACAGGCACAUCACCGCCUGCUUUUCCAUUUAAUGACCCACAGUUAUAUAGAUGCACAUUCUGGCCAGCGCUUAGUGUUGUUCGAGCCUGAGCUGGUGGAACUUGUCAAGGCUGCUACUGGUCUGAUCAAUGUGGAUCCUAUACCUGGAGUGGUGGUGUCAGGGUUGAGUUUGACUUCACAGAGACAGGAGUUUAUGGAAGUAGUGCCAAUUGUAAGUUUGGUGGAUAAUCAGCAGACAAGGGAAAUCGGAGAGGUCCAGGAAAAGAGUGCAAAAUUCAGCUCGUCUGAAAAAUAUAUUUCCUCCAGAAAGAUGGUAAAAGAAGCUGAUAGUCAAGGAUGGGAUGGUACAUCUGACAUGAUAUUGCAGGCUAAGCAAACUGGAAUUCAGGAGAUGGGACAGGUAGACGUUGACUCAACCAUGAUAAUAAGUGAGAAGGUAGAUGGAGGUGUACAUAGAGAAGUAAAAGGUGAAAAGGAUGAAAUUGUUAUUUUUGAAAGUGUCCAGCCCUCAGCUGGACUACCAGAAAAGCAAUUAAUUACAGGCUCGUAUGAAGAGGGGCUGGUAGAGAUUGAAUCAGAGGGAGCAAGAGAUAGAGGUCACAAAAAGACAAAGGAUACGGACUCACUCAUGGGCGGUACACUUGUAGAAGCCUCAGAAAUGUACUCAGUACCAUUUAAGACCAAGGCAGAGACUCUGAUGCCAACCCAAUCUGAUGCCAACCCCAUUCCACCAUCAGAGACUAAUGAAAAUGAGAGCAUGCCUGUGAGUGUUGGAGUUAAACAUACUAUGGAGGAUGCUCAGAGGGUCACAGUGAAGACCCCACCCCAGGUUAUGAGUUUAGAGGCAGCAGCAGUGAAGAGUGAGGAGGAUGUUGAGCUGGAAAGGUUGACCUCAGAGCUUCACCAAGGGGGUCUACUGAUGGAAGGAGGGCAGCGGCUUCUCCCAGAUGAAGCCGUGGCUCAGGGGGUCCUCCCUGGACACACUGCAGUCAAGCUGAUGGCCAAGGCAGGACUUUUCGGAGGUUUCCUGGAUGUCAGCGCAUGCGAAUCUCUGAGCAUGGAGGAUGUGAUGCAGGAGGGUCUGCUUGACGAAGACCUCAUGUGGAGUGUGCUGAAAUCAGAGAAGACCCUGGCAGGGGUAGUGGAUGUAGAGAAGGGGAAGAUUUGUACCCUGAAGGAUGCUGCUCAGGCAGGCCUGAUAGACUCCAACACAGCUGCUCGGCUCCUGGAGGCCCAGGUGGUCUCAGGGGGAGUGGUUGACCUGCGACGGGAUAAGAAAGUGUCUGUUACCCUGGCAGCCAACCUUGGGCUGAUAGAGGAGGACCAAAGAGAAAAGCUAGUUGCGUUGGAGAAGUCAUACCGUGGAAAAUACUCAGACCCAGAUUCAGCGCUAACUAAAGCAACGUUGCAGCUGCAAAUGGAUGGGGUUGUCGAUCCCAAAACGAAGUCACCUGUUCCCCUAAAGCUGGCCCUUGAAAGAGGUUUGCUUGGGCAGGAGGAAGUCUAUCAAGCCUUGUCCCAGCAAGUGGCAGAGGGUGGCAUCGUGCACCACAACUCUGGAGUUAGACUGUCAGUUGCUGAUGCUUUGCUGCGAGGUCUGGUAGACCGUGCCAUUGCCCCAGAACUGGGGGAGUUAGAGAGAGCAUGUCAGGGGGAAGUCGCCCUCUCUUCAAACCCAGAUGCUGCCCUCCUCCAGGCAUCCACAGGUGCCAUUUUGGACCCUGAUUUAAAUUGUAGACUUACAUUGACAGAGGCUGUCUCCGAUGGUCUGCUCGAUGAGAGCACUGCCAAGAAAGCAAUGGUUUCUCCAGGUGUAACACAAGGUUUGUUGGAUCCACAAAGUGCCCAAAUUGUGCCUUACUCAGACCUUGUAAACCAAGGCAAGAUUGACAUUAAGAGUGGAAAGCGCUUCUUGGAAGUGAAGCCUUUCAAGGGAAUCCAGGAUAAACAAACAGGUGAAAUCCUGAAUUUAGCUGAAGCAAUUGCAUCUCAACAAGUUGAUCCGGUCCCAGCGCUCAGAAUGUUGCAAAGCCAGGCAGACACUGGAGGGAUUAUUGAUAUUUCCAAUGGAGCUAGGCUCCCUCUGCCUAAAGCCUUUAAGAAAGGGCUGGUGGGAGAACAUAUGGCCAGGCUCAUUGCCACCAACCAGGUUCUGAAAGGGGGCUUGUUUGACCCUUCCACGGGGCAGAGAGUCUCUAGCCUGAAAAAAGCUGUCAAAUAUGGGCUUAUAUCCAGAGAAAUGGCUGCAGAGCUCCAGGGCAACUUGGGCUCCAUGGACGUAGAAUGUGACGAUGAGGAUGGUUCAACACCCAUUGCCUCUUCAGAUGGGACCUAUAGUCCUGCAGUCACAUUAUCAAUAUCCAGUCCAGACAGCCAAACCAAAAUAAUUAUUGAAAGCUCUGAAGUUAUUUCUCCAUCCCCACAUCCAGAAGAGUUAGAAAAGGGGUAUAACCCUUUGAUGAUCACAGAGGACAUUGUAAAGACUCUAGAAGCUGGAACGUUCAAGCAGUCAGAAGAUCUGCAACACCAUGGCUCUGUACACAUUGAAGAAGAGAUGGAAGAUGGAGAGGUCUCAAUAGCCGGGAAGUCAUUUGACAUAGAGUCAGACCAGUCAAUCAAUUUGUUGGCUCAGUUUGCAAUCAAUGCGGAGAAAAGGGUUCAGCGGGCCCUUCAGGAGAUGGCGACUCCGCAAGAUGUUACUGUUCGACCACCAGAAAAUGAUAUCAAAAAGGAGUCUAGACCUGUGGGGGAAAGUAGUUCAGUCUUGCAGCAGGGGCAGUCUGCUAUGGGCAAAGAACCACGGAUGGACUCGACAGGGGCCAUUGGCAGAGAAGGUAGGGAUCAACAGGGCAACAUAGAUAUUUCUACACUAGUUGAUAGAGAUGAAGGGAAGACAAAUGUGGUAGAAGACAGUACUGAGAGUGUGGUGGAGCAAGGUAGAAUAGAGGUUGAGAGGGACACAAAGAUUGAGGUCACAGAGCGUGAUGAUCUUGGACAUGCAUCACCCCCUUCUAAGGAGGCUGAAGGUAAGAGCAAAAAGAAGAGGAAGAAUAAGAAGAAAGGAAAAGGGGAGGUUGACAUUGAGCAAAGACCCUCAGAAGAAGCUGAUAUUCAGAAAAUGGAAAACAAAUACCAGAAUGUACAAUCUAAGGAUAAGGGUGUUGAGUCCACCAGAGGUUAUGUUACCCCACAGGAGAAAGAGGAGUCCCUUGUGCAAGAUGUUCAAUCUGCACUUGAAAGUGCCAGGGCACGGACUGUUGAGAGGUUUGGAGAUCCAGAAGAUAUUGGCAAAGUAAGGGAAGCUUCUGCUGUUCCGCUUGGAGUCAUAGAAGAUGCUCUUGAGGUAGAGAGAGAUGGUACAGAGUAUAAGGUCUUUGAGGACCAAAGACGGGUGGAGAAGAACAAAACAUCUAAGAUACGUAUGGCAUCAGAGAAGGUUGAACCUGUGACAGAAGAGAUACCAUCCAUCCAUGAUAAAGCAGGUUCUGAAGUGACAGUAGCGAAGGGUGUUCUCGACAGCUUAGACAAAAAGUCUAAGACACCCAUAGUAGCAGAAAAGGUUGAAUCUGUGGCAGAUGAGCGAUCGUCCAUCCAUGAUAGAGUAUCCAUUCAUAAUAGAGUUUCUAAGGAUGAGCAAAUGCGGGAGGGCGAGCACAUUGUGGGAAAGAGUGAUUCAGAUGGGGAGAAGACGGUUUCUCAACAGACUGGACAACAGGAGCAUAAGGAUAGAAAAGAGGUGGAAUUCACUCUGAAAACCCCCCAGGCAGCAAAUGACAAAGAGGCCCUUUUACGGAAGGCAAAAGAGAGUAUCCUGAGGAAGGUGUUUGGGCGAGGUGUUAGUGAGAAGCAGGCUGCAGAUGAGCUAGAGGCACUGCGUCAGGGAGUGGGGAAGAAGGAGAGUUUGGUGACAUCUGUAGAGGAAGUUAAGACUGUAGGGAGUCCUGAGGUUUCACCAGAAGAGAGUAAAGGAAUUGACAAGAAGGAAGGAGAAAGAGAGAAAGUUCUGCCUCACCAUUCUAUGAUUCCUGUAGCAGCAGAGGAAGUGGAAAAAGCUCUGCCAUGCCAGGUUAAAGCAGGAAGGAAAGAGGAGAAAGUUCUACCAGACCAGGCUAAAGGAGAGAAAGAGGAGAACGUUCUACCAGACCAGGCUAAAGGAAAGAAAGAGGAGAAAGUUCUACCAGACCAGGCUAGAGAAGGGGAGAAAGUUCUACCAGACCAGGCUAAAGAAGGAGAGAAAGAGGAGAAAGUUCUACCAGACCAGGCUAGAGAAGGGGAGAAAGUUCUACCAGACCAGGCUAAAGAAGGAGAGAAAGAGGAGAAAGUUCUACCAGACCAGGCUAGAGAAGGAGAGAAAGAGGAGAAAGUUAUACCAGACCAGGCUAAAGAAGGAGAGAAAGAGGAGAAAGUUGUACCAGACCAGGCUAAAGGAAAGAAAGAGGAGAAAGUUCUACCAGACCAGGCUAAAGGAAAGAAAGAGGAGAAAGUUCUACCGGACCAGGCUAAAGGAAAGAAAGAGGAGAAAGUUCUACCGGACCAGGCUAAAGGAAAGAAAGAGGAGAAAGUUCUACCAGACCAAGCUAAAGGAGAGAAAGAGGAGAAAGUUCUACCAGACCAGGCUAAAGGAAAGAAAGAGGAGAAAGUUCUACCAGACCAGGCUAGAGAAGGGGAGAAAGUUCUACCAGACCAGGCUAAAGAAGGAGAGAAAGAGGAGAAAGUUAUACCAGACCAGGCUAGAGAAGGGGAUAAAGUUCUACCAGCCCAGGCUAAAGAAGGAGAGAAAGAGAAGAAAGUACUACCAGACCAGGCUAGAAAAGGACAGAAAGUUCUACGAGACCAAGCUAAAGAAGGAGAGAAAGAGGAGACUGUUCUACCAUCUCAAACAGACCAGCUUAAAGAGAUGAUGCCGGGAAAGAAAAAUCAGAAGAACAGAAAGUCUAAGAUGCAUAGAGUGAUAGAAAAAGUUGAACCUGCGACAGAGGAGAAGCCAUCCAUCCACAAUAGAGCAGAUUCUGAAGUGAAAUCCACACCGGCUGAUCUUGAGAACUCAGUCUCUGGGGAUGAGCAGAAGCUUGAGGAGCAGCAAGACAGUAAAUCAGAGGAGCUGAACAAAAUGGCUGCCUCUACCAAGAGUCUUAGUGGAGUUGACGCCAAUCAACAAAGAUCAACCCACACCACUGCACCGUACCAAAUCAAUGCACAUCUUGAGGAGAAAACUGAGUAUAUUUCUUUGAGGAGAGAAAUUGACCCACAUGGCAAGGAAAUUGAACAAUUUAGGAUUGGUACACCUGAGAAAGAUGUCCACCUAGACACCCCUCGUGUUAUUGACGUUGUGGAUGCCUCUCCUGAAGCCCUUGUAUCCAUGUCAGGUGCCCAUCUGGUCAAGGCCUCUGUGGCUCCAGGUACCCAGACUACUAAGACCACAGAGGAAAUUGAUGCACAUCUGGCGAAAGAUACUGAGGAGGACAGGUCUCUGAGCAAACAAACUGAUCUUCCUGGCAAGGACAUUGAACAACUAAGAAUUAGUACACCUGAGGAGGCAUAUUUGGCGCCUGCUACCCAGCCAGCAAAAACUACUGGCAAAGGGAAGAAGAAGAAGCAACAGCAGCAAGAACAACAGCAGGAGCAGAAAUGUGACAGUCCCACUGAAACUGAGUGUAAAGAGGAACAGCCCCUUGAGGAGUCUACAGAAUCAGGACAGUCCUGGUCUGACGAGAGCCCACAGUCUGAUGCAAAUGAGAUGGUUGAAUCUGAUACAACAGAGGUACCCGAAUCUGAUACAACUGAGAGCUGGGAGGAGGAGGAUGGAGAAAUCCAAGAAUUGGAGAUAAGGAAAGAGAAGGGCCCAGCUAAGACAGGAAAGUCCUCGUUGCUCCGCCAGGAAUUCCUGGAACAUGACCAGCAAAUUGUGGCUCUGCUCUCUAUGGUGAGACACAUCGAAGUUCGCCUCAAGCAGCAGCAGCAACAGUCGAUUGGUCGCAGUCUCAUUGCGCUUGAUGACAUCAUCAAACAGACAGAGACCUUGGAUCUAGAACUUUGGGAUUUAGAAUCCCAGGUCAAAAAGGAAGUGGAUGCUGCUGGGCAGCUGCUGGAGCCCCGCCCACAGGAAGUACCACCUCAGCUACUAUUGGCCUUGGAAAAGGAUGGACGAAGCUUAGCUCGAGGUUACGAGGCUGCCAGAGGGGUUUCAGAAAACAUCCUGCAGGGGCUGCGCGCACACAGAGAGGCACAUAAGGAGGCAGUGACUGGGGAACAGAGGUCACUUGGAGGGCGAGUAGAGGAUCUUCUCUUCUGGCUGAAGGAGACUGAGGCACAAAUUACAGGAAUGGAUGGGCAAACCCAGGGCGAGACUCCUCCUCAGCGCACACAACAGCUCCAGCUAUGCAAGGAGUUGCAGUCGUCUCUCUCGGCCCGCUCCAAUGACGUCAACGCGCUUGCCUUUGACAUCCAGGUGUUCAUCUCAGAGCGGGCUCAGGACCUGGCUCCAGAACAGAGCAGGCACCUCCUUGGGCAGCUACAACAGCUCCAGAGGGGCUUCCACCGAGCCGCUGGCCAAGCCCACGCCAAGACCGACACCCUCGCAGCCCAGAGAGAGAGGGAGGAGGAGAGGCAGCGCAGGCACAAAGAAAAAGAAGAGGAAGAGAAGGAGAGAGAAAGAGAGAGACAGAGUGCAAGGGAGAGAGAGGUGGUGCAGCAGCACAAAGCAGAGUGCUCACAGAGAUUGGAAGGCCUUACAAUGUGGUUGGCUGGAGCUGCCAGCGUGCUGGCCAAUCAAAGAGCGGGAGCAGAGUCGGGUGACGUGAAUGUGCUGCAGCAGAAACAGAGCGAGCUAAAGGAAGUACAGAAGGACCUGCAGACCAGAGGCGAGGGCGUGGCGGAGACCAUCCGCUCGGUGGAGGAGUUCCUGGCGGAGCACGGUGACAGCCUGAGUCCAGAGGACAGGGCCAACCUCCAGGGGGCACUGUCCCGUAUGAAGGAGCAGUACAGUGCCCUAACCGACACGGCCGACUCCUCCCUGGCCCAGCUGGACACGGCCAUCAGCACCACCGUCCAACAGAACACACAGCGGGCCAAGGCAGUAGAGGAGCUGCAGGAGACCCGGUGUCAGAUUGACUCGCUGCUGGAGGAGCUCUCCUCCCUGAACCAGCCUGGGAGAAUAGGAACUGGCAUGACUGUUACUGACCACCCCUCCUCGCCAGAGGGAAGACUACAAUCACACAGCGACAUGCUCCAGACGGAGCUCCAGCAGCUCCAGGCCCAGCAGGCCCAGCUGAUGCAGGUGUCCCAGAACGCUCGAUCCCUCCUGGACCAGCCCGACUCGGCCGUGCCAGCCGAGGAGAAACGGCGUCUGCGGGACCAGCUAGACCAGCUCCAGACCCAACACCAGGAGAAGCUGCGGGCCUGCCAGGAGAGGCUGAGGCGCUCUGAGGCCCUUAAGGACGAGCUGGCCAAGUUCCUCCAGGAGCACGGGGGCCUGGGGACCUGGCUGGAACAGAGUGAGGGGGAGCUGGGUUCCUUAGGGGAAGGAGAGACGGACGCACAGGGCCUGAAGGGGAGACUGGAAGAGCACAAGAAGCUGGCGGAGGAUGUGAUCUGCCACAAGGCAGACCUGCGCUUCGUAUCCAUCUCUGGUCAGAAGGUGCUGGACUCUGUCCAGGGGGCUCUGGAGAAGGUAGGAGGGUCUGACCCAGCCCUGGAGGAGACCAAGCAGCUGGUCACGGACAAGCUACAGGACGCCAACCACCGUUACGCCGCGCUGCACACCAAGUCGUCAGAUCUGGGGGGGCGUCUGUCGGGUCUGUUGGAACGCUACCAGCAGUACCAGGACGAGGCUGUGUCGCUCCACACCUGGCUCAGCACCCAGGAGCAGAACCAGAGUAUAGCCGGACCCAGCGGAGAGACGGACACACAGACACUACAGAACACACUGCGGGCCGUACAGCUGUUGCAGGAUGAGCUGGCGGAGCGGUCAGUCCAGUUGGAGAAGGUGAGGAGGGCAGGCAGAGAGCUGGCUAACACACAGGAGUCCCCCACUCUCAGAGCUGCUGAGAUCAUCAGCACUGCAGGUGGUCUGGAGAAGAGGUUCAGCUCUCUGUCUGAGUCCGUGUCCGAGCGAGCUGAGCAGCUCCAGACGUCCGUAGCCCAGUCGGUCAGUGUCCAGGAGGGGCUGAAGGGCUUGCUAGCCUGGCUGGACGGCCUACUGCUGACCCCCGGGCCCGUCCAACCCACCGCCCAGGCUGUCCAGGACGCCCUCACACAGAAUCAGAAACUACGCCAGGAGCUGUUAUCCAGACAGGGCAGUGUGGAGGCCACCUGCGACUCGGUCUCCAAACUGCUCCAGAGCUCUGACGCCUCCACGGCCUCCGGGCUCCAGGGGUCACUAGAGCGCCUGAGCCAGCACUACGCCGCGGCACAGGCCAAGCAGGCCGAGAGGGAGGCUGAGCUCCGGGGGCUCCUGCCCAAGCUGGAGAACUAUGAGAGACUGAGUACGGACCUGCAGGGUUUUACUCAGACCAGGCUGAGAGCUUUGAGCCCCGCGGGACAGCCUGACCGCAGUGUGGAGGACUACAGACAGACCAUUGAGGAGGUGAGAGCGGAGCAGGAGCAGGAGGCAGGUCAACUGAAGUCAUUCUGCCAGCUGGGGACAGACCUCAGCCAAGCCAAGGCCCUGACCAGCACACAGACCCUACUGGACAAUGUCAGAGAGGUGUCUGAUGAGUUCGCCCGACUGGAAUCCAACAUCACUGAAAGGAACAACGCCAUGCAGAGUUGUGAGCAGCGGUUGGGCCACUUCCGGUCUCUCUCUGGCUCCCUCCUCAGCUGGCUCCACACAACACAGGAGCAGCUGCCUCCCAAAGAGGCCAACCUCAACGCAGAGGCCCUGCAGAGGAGAGUGCAGCAGCUCGAGGACUUACUGAGCGACUGGGAGGCCCAGGGGGUUCGGGUUCAGGAGCUGAACAAGACUGGGUCAGAACUGGAGACCCUCAUCAUCAACAUCACAGCCCCCCAGGCCAAGACAGGUGUUCCCCAGAUCAAUGGUGCAGACAGCCCCAGCAGGGUCAAUGGCAUUCACACAUGCAAAGACCUGACAGAGAUGCAGGUGGCGGUGGCGGAAGUGAGCGGUCGUUACGAGGAGCUGGGAGGGGAACUGAAGAACAGACGGCGGAACCAGGAGGCUUCUCUGGAGCUCAGACAGAAGGCCAGCCAGGGUACCGAGGAGCUCAGCCGCUGGCUGGGAGACCGGGAGAACAGCCUGCACCUGGGCCAGACUACCACCUCCCCCUCCAAACCUGAGUUGGUACGCGCCCAGGCCCAGGAGAACAAGGCCUUACUGUCUGAGCUGGCAGAGCAUUCUGGGAAGGUGGAGGAGCUGAAGAGCACCCUGGAGAAGCUGAUAGCAGACAACCCAGACUCCCCAGAGGCAGACACCUGGAGACAACAAAUGAAGGAGAUCGACUCCCGCUGGGCAAAGGCCAAUGAGACGGCAGUACAGAGGCAGACGGAACUGGAGACCUGUGCUGAUAGGCUGGGCAGCUUUGCCACAGCAGCCAGUCAGUUGGGGCCGUGGCUCAGAGAGAAGGAGCUGAUGAUGAGUGUGCUGGGACCCCUGAGCAUCGACCCCAACAUGCUGAACACCCAGAAACAACAAGCCCAGUUCAUGCUGCGUGAGUUUGACACCCGCCGGCCCCAGUUUGACCAACUCACCCAGGCGGCCGAGGGCAUCCUUUCCCCGUCUGGUGGCGACUCCUCCCCGCAGGAUGCCAAGGACCUAGCGGAGGUCCGGUCCGAGCUGGGCUCCAUCUCUCAGCAGUGGGACGACCUCACUCAACGUCUGUCCCGGCGCUCGGAGGACAUCGACCAGGCCCAGGGCACCAGCGAGCGAUACCAGGCCCUGCUGAAGGACCUUUCGGUCAGCGUGGGGGCGCUAGGCGAGCGGCUGGACGGCCAGGCCUCGCUCAGUGCCCAGCCUGAGGCCCUGAAACGGCGUCUGCAGGAGACAGGCGAGAUCCGCUCUGAGCUGGAGCAGAGGAGGGAUGAGCUGGGCGAGGCGGAGAAGCUGUGCGGCGAGCUGAGCGCCAUCGUGGUUGAACCUUACCUGAGAGACGAGCUGAAGAAGAGGCUGGAGAGCGUGAGGAGCCCGCUGAGGAGCCUGGAGGAGAGGGCCACUGACGGUCUGUCCCAGCUCCAAGCUGCUCUCUCAAGCACCCAGCAGUUCCAGCAGAUGUUCGAGGAGCUGCGGAGCUGGUUGGACAACCAGGGUGGCCAAAGAGACUCUACCGCCGACUCCCUCCCCUGCCAGCCCGAGGCUAUCCGGACCCUGCUUGCCCAGCAAGACGAGCUUCAUCGCGGGGUGGCCAGCCAACGUGGCCCCUACGAGCUCAUCCAGGCGGAGGGGACCUCCCUGCUCGCCAAGCUACCCGCCGGCGGCGAAGAACGAUCAGCCUUACAGUCCCGGCUCGCCACCCUACGCCAGGACUGGGAUGAGCUUAAUCAGUGCAUCGUGGAACGCCAGAACCGGCUGAAAACCGCCCUGACCAAGGCCGAGAGUUACCAGCAACACCGUGCCAAGCUCACGCCCUGGGUGACAGAGUGCGAGAAGCGGGAAGCUGACAUCCAGCCCUCCCUUGACCCAGCGGCCCUGGACGAGGCCUUGCAGAAGGCCAGGCAGCUGGGGUUAGACCUGGAGCACCAUCGCCCCCUCCUGGAGGGUUUAAACACCGCGGCCGACCAACUCCUGGAACACUGCCGCGUCGGAGAGGAAGACAUACGCGACGAGAAAGCCCAACUCAACCGUAGAGUCGACGGGCUGGCAGAAAAACUCCAGAACUGUGUUUCCCAACUGGAAGAGUUAGCGGAUCGACUGAAGGAGUUCGAGGACGGGCGGCAGGCGGUGGAGAGGAGGCUGGAGGCGGCGCGGCAUCAGAUCGAGGUGCAGGAGGCGCUGGGCCCACAGGCGUGCAGCAACAAGAGCCUGGAGCGGCUGAGGAGCCAGCAGGGGACGCUGCACUCGCUGCAGCCACAGGUGGCCUACCUGAGGGAUCUGGCCCAGGGGCUGGUGCAGGACGCACCCCACACAGCAGGGGGUGGCGGAGAGGGAGGACAGCGGCUGGAGCAGCAGGCCCGAGACACAGACAGAGAGUUUGGAGACGUCAGCGAAAAGAUUGAAAAGUGCUGUUCCACCCUGGAGUCCCGUCUCCAGGGUGUGGGGGAAGUCCAGUCCUCGGUACGCGACCUCUUCUCCCGCCUGGCCGACCUGGACGACGAGCUGGACUCGCUGAGCCCCGUGGGGCGCGAUGCCGACUCGCUCGCCUCGCAGGCGGAUGCCGUCCGCACUUUCCUGGCUCGCCUGGCCACGUUGAGGUCGGAGCUAGAAGGUCACGGGGGCGACUGCACCGCCAUGCUCCGCCGAGAGGGCUCGUCUCCCGAUCUCCUCGCCCUGAGGAGAGAGACUGAGGCUCUGAGCCGCCAGGCUGGGAAGCUGGCCGAGAGGGGCCAGGCCAGACUGGAGCAGAUCGAGGCAGCUGCCGAGAAGGUGGGAGAAUUCUACGCCCAGGUGGCGGAGCUGCAAGGGCUCCUGGGACGGGCAGAGGAAGGGCUGAACUCGCAGGGCGUGGUGGGGACGGAGGUGGAGACCAUCAAGCAGCAGCUGCACGAGUUCAAGGCGGUGGAGAGGGAGCAGGUGGACAGCAUUCAACCCAAGCUGCAGCACGUGAACGCGGUGGGCCAGGGCCUGAUCCAGAGUGCAGCCAAACACACAGACACCCAGGCCCUGGAGCAUGACCUAGAGACCACCAACCUCAGAUGGAACUCCCUCAACAAGAGGAUUGCAGAGCGCAUCGCCCAGUUGCAGGAAGCUCUGUUGCAUUGUGGGAAGUUCCAGGAUGCCCUGGAGCCUCUUCUGAGCUGGCUGAGUGACACGGAGGAACUGGUAGCCAAUCAGAAGCCCCCGUCAGCCGAGUACAGAGUGGUCAAGGCCCAGAUCCAGGAACAGAAGCUGUUACAAAGACUGCUGGACGACCGCAGAGCCACUGUUCAGAUGAUCCAGGGAGAGGGAGAGAGGAUCGCAGCUACGGCCGAGACACAGGACAAAGACAAGAUCCAGAAACAGCUGGAGAGUCUGGGAGUGAGAUGGGACGAGCUGCUGGAGAAAGCCAGAGCAAGGCAGUGCCAGUUGGAGGAUCUGCAGGCGCUGGCACUUCAGUUCCACGAGGCGGUGGAGCCUCUUGGAGAGUGGCUGAGUGCCACCGAGCGACGCCUGAGCACCGUCGAGCCCAUGGGAACCCAGACUUCCAAGAUCACCCAACAGAUUACAAAACACAAGGCCGUCCAAGAGUCCGUCUCCUCUAGAGGAUCCGAGGUCAACCGCCUCGAGGCCCUCGGCCAAUCCCUGGCGCCCCUCAGCUGCGCGGCCGACCGCGAUUGGCUGAGGGAGCGUGUGGGGGCGGUGCGGCUAGGCCACUCGGAGCUCAGUGAUUGGUGCCAAUGCAGGGCCGUCAUGCUGGAGCAGGCCCUGGCCAAUGCCCAGCUGUUUGGGGAGGAUGAGGUGGAGGUGCUCAACUGGCUGGCUGAGGUGGGCCAGCGGCUGGGACAGGUGUCUGUGCAGAGCUACCAGCCAGGGGUCCUCACCCAGCAGCACAAGCACACACUGUCUCUGAAUGAAGAGAUAGUGAGCAGGAAGAAGCAGGUUGACCAGGCCGUCAAGAACGGACAAGCCCUGCUCAAGCAAACCACCGGUGAGGAAGUUCUGCUGAUCCAGGAGAAGCUGGACGGUAUCAAGUCUCGCUACGCUGAGAUGACGGGCGGGAGCAGCAAAGCCCUCCGCAUCCUGGAGCAGGCCCUGCAGCUGAGCACGCGAUUCGCCAGCGCCCACGACGACCUCAACCAAUGGUUAGACAAGGUGGAGGCGGAGCUCAACGUCAUGGAGCCCGACGCCACGCCAGCCUAUCAGGACAGACAGAAGGAGCUGAAGUGUGUGUCGGCGGAGAAACGUCUGGUUUUGGACACGGUCAACGAGGUGGGCAGUGCCCUCUUAGACCUGGUGCCCUGGCGUGCCCGCGAGGGCCUAGACCGCCUGGUGGCUGACGCCAACCAGCGCUACCGAGCGGCGGACGAGACCAUAACCCAGCGGGUACAGCUGGUACAGGCUGCCGUCCAGAGGUCACAACAGUAUGAGGAGGCGGUGGACGCGGAGCUGACCUGGGCUGGAGAGACGGAGAGGAAGCUAUCCUCCCUGGGUCCUCUGAGUCUGGAGCCUGACGUCACCGUGGCCCAGCUACAGGUCCAGAGGGCCUUCAAUAUCGACAUCAUCCGACACAAAGACACCGUGGACCAGCUACUCCACACCAGGGACGACAUCCUGGAGACGUGCAGCGACCAGCAGAGAGACGCUCUGGUGGUGAAGACUGACUCGCUGACUGCCCGCUACGAAGUGGUGAGCCAGCGGCACCAGGAGCGUUUCUCAGCCCUGGAGCAGGCCCAGGUCCUGGUGGCCCGCUUCUGGGAGACCCAGGAGGAGCUGGAGCCCUGGCUGGGGGAGACGGAGACCCUUAUCGCCCAGCUGCCCCCGCCUGCCAUCGACACCGAGGCCCUGCGACUCCAACAGGAGCAGAUGAGGCUCUUGAGGGAGUCCAUAGCGGAGCACAAGCCCCACAUCGACAAGCUGCUGAAGAUCGGCCCCCAGCUGGCCGUUCUGAGUCACCAGGAGGGGGCCACGGUGAGGCAGCGCUACAGCGACGCCGAGACACGCUACGCGGCCAUCAAGGAGGAGGUCAAGGGUCGCGCCGCCACCCUGGACGAGGCUGUGUCUCAGUCUGCGCAGCUGGUAGAGUUCCAUGACAAGAUGGACCCCCUAUUGGAGACCCUGGAAGGGGCUGUGCAGCGCCUCCGUUCCCCUUCUCCCGUGGCGGCGGAGGCGGAUAAGAUCCGGGAGCAGCUGGCUGAGCACAAGGCUACCGGGCUGGAGCUAGACAAACUGCUGCCCUCCUUCUCUGCCCUGUGUGCCCGCGGCGAGGAGCUCAUCAGUAGAGCAGCCCACGAUGAUCCUGCCGCUGAAGCUGUGCAUUCCCGUCUCCUGCGUCUGCGCUCCCUGUGGGAUGAGAUCCGGCAGAGGGCUGAGGAGCGGGAGGGGAAGCUGACGGACGUCUUGGACCUGGCUGGGAAGUUCUGGGCCGACAUGGCGGCGCUACUGAGCACGCUCCGUGACUCGCAGGACAUCGUCAAGGAGCUGGAGGACCCCGGGGUGGACCCCUCACUCAUCAAACAGCAGAUAGAGGCGGCUGAGGCCAUCAAGGCCGAGACAGAUGGGCUGAGGGAGGAGCUGGAGUUUGUACGAACCCUUGGAGCUGAACUCAUCUUCGCCUGCGGAGAAACAGAGAAGCCUGAGGUCAAGAAGACCAUUGACGAGAUGAAUGUCGCCUGGGAAGGCCUGGACCGGACGUGGAGAGAGAGGAUGGAGAGGUUGGAGGAGGCCAUGGCUGCUUCUGUGCAGUACCAGGAUGCAUUGCAGGGCAUGUUUGACUACCUGGACAACACAGUGAUCAAGCUCUGUGACAUGUCCACUGUGGGCACUGAUCUGGGAACUGUCAAACAGCAGAUUGAAGAGCUCAAGCACUACAAGGUGGAGGUGUACCAGCAGCAGAUAGACAUGGAGAAGCUGUGCCACCAGGGGGAGCUACUGCUCAAGAAGGUCUCGGAUCAGAACGACAGAGACAUGAUCCAGGAGCCCCUCACGGAGCUCCGACACCUCUGGGACAACCUGGGGGACAAGAUCAUUCACAGACAGCAUAAGUUGGAAGGGGCUCUCCUGGCUCUAGGUCAGUUCCAGCAUGCCUUGUCUGAGCUGCAGUCCUGGCUGAGUCACACCCACGCCACCCUGGACACACAGAGACCCAUCAACUCUGACCCCAAGGCCAUCGAGAUAGAACUGGCCCGACACCACGUGCUGAGGAACGACGUGCUGUCCCAUCGCUCCACGGUGGAGACGGUGAACGCGGCGGGGGCUGAGCUGCUGGAGUCCAGUCCCGGGGAGGAGGCCAACCACCUCCGCGACCAGCUGGACCACCUCAACCGCGGCUGGGAGAACUUGCUACUCAAGACCCAGGACCGGCAGAAACUACUAGAGGCCGCACUGCACAAGGCGGAGGGUUUCCAUGGUGAGCUGGAGGAGUUCCUGCAGUGGCUGAGGAGGACAGAGAGCCAGCUGUCUGCAGCCAAACCCACAGGUGGCCUGCCUGAGACGGCCCGGGAGCAGCUGCAGCAGCACCUGGAGCUUCAGACCCAGUUGGCCCAGCGCGCGGAGCAGUACAACCGGCUGCUGGACGCGGGGGAGUCCAUGUUGCUCUCCCGCGGGGGGGAGGAGGGCGGCCCCGGGGCUGGCACGACCCAGACCCAACAGAACCUGGCCCUGCUGCAGAACAAGUGGGCCAGCCUGAACACCAAGAUGGAUGACCGCAGGGCGAAGCUGGAAGAAGCGGUGUCGCUGGCCACAGGGUUCCAGUCCUCCCUCCAGGACACCAUCAACUGGCUGACCCAGGCUGAGCAGACCCUCAACAUGGCCCAGGCCCCCUCCCUCAUCCUGGACACCGUCCUCUUCCAGAUAGACGAACACAAGGUGUUUGUGAAUGAGGUGAACACCCACAGGGAGCAGGUUUUGGCUCUGGAGAAGUCCGGCUCUCAGCUGCGUUUCGCCAGUCUGAAGCAGGAUGUGGUUCUGAUCAAGAACCUUCUGCUGAGUGUUCAGGCCCGCUGGGACAAGCUGGUGCAGAGGUCCCUGGACCGCGGCAGACACCUCGACGAAGCCCGCAAGAGGGCCAAGCAGUUUCAUGAGGCUUGGAGGAAACUGUCAGACUGGCUGGAGGAGGCUGAGAGCCGGCUAGACUCGGAGCUGGAGAUCUCCAACGAGCCAGACAAGAUCAAAGUACAACUGACCAAACACAAGGAGUUUCAGAAGGCGCUGGGCUCUAAGCAGCCGGUGUAUGACACCACAGUGAGGUCUGGUAAGGCCAUGAGGGACAAGACCACGUUGCCCGAAGACACCCAGAAACUAGACCACCUACUGGGGGAGGUCAGGGACAAGUGGGACACCGUCUGUGGGAAGAGUGUUGAGAGGCAACACAAGCUAGAGGAGGCCCUGCUGUUCUCAGGUCAGUUUGCUGAGGCCCUGCAGGCCCUGGUGGACUGGCUGUACCGUGUAGAACCCCAGCUGGCUGAAGACCUGCCAGUCCACGGAGACCUGGACCUGGUCUCCAACCUCAUGGACUCACACAAGGCCUUCCAGAAGGAGUUGGGAAAGAGGACAACUAGUGUUCACGCCCUGAAGCGCUCAGCCAGAGAACUGAUGGAGACGGGCCGCGACGACACCGCCUGGGUCAAAGUUCAACUGCAAGAGCUCAGCAACCGCUGGGACACAGUCUGUGCCCUGUCCGUCACCAAGCAGACCCGUCUUCAGCAGGCCCUCAAACAGGCGGAGGAGUUCCGCACGGAGGUGCAGCUGCUGCUGGAGUGGCUGUCCGAGGCAGAGCAGACGCUGCGGUUCCGCGGCGUGCUGCCUGAGGAGGCGGAGACUCUGCAGACGCUGCUCCACACCCACCGGAACUUCAUGGCCACGGUGGAGGAGAAGAGGACCGACGUGAACCGGGCCGCGAGCCAGGGCGAGGCCAUCCUCACCACGUGCCACGCCGACUGCAUCACCACCAUCAAACACUGGAUUACCAUCGUCCGCUCCCGCUUUGAAGAGGUCCUCACAUGGGCCAAACAGCACGAGCAGCGUCUGGAGACCGCUCUGACAGAGCUGCUCAACAACGCCACGCUAUUGGAGGAGCUGUUGUCAUGGCUGCAGUGGGCGGAGACUGCCCUAGUCCAGCGUGACGGAGAGACCCUUCCACAGGACAUCCCUCAGCUCAAAACACUCAUCACAGAACACCAGGUGUUUAUGGAGGAGAUGACCCGGAAGCAGCCUGACGUGGACAAAGUGACCAAGACUUACAAGAGGAAACCAGCAGAGCCCCCUAGCAGCCUAGCUGAGAGGAGAGGAGCUCGUAAAAACCAGCAGCAACAACAGCAUCAACAACAGGCGGCGAUGCAAGUCGCCGGGGGCAACCCCCGCUUGACUCAGCUAUGCUCAAGGUGGCAGCAGGUGUGGCUGCUUGCCCUCGACCGCCAGCGGAAGCUCAACGACGCCCUCGACAGGCUUGAAGAGCUGAAAGAGUUUGCCAACUUUGACUUUGACGUUUGGAGGAAGAAGUACAUGCGCUGGAUGAACCACAAGAAGUCGCGCGUCAUGGACUUCUUCAGACGCAUCGACAAGGACCAGGACGGAAAGAUCACUCGCCAGGAGUUCAUCGACGGCAUCCUGGCCUCAAAGUUCCCCACCAGCAGGUUGGAGAUGACGGCGGUGGCUGACAUCUUUGACCAGGACCGAGACGGUUACAUCGACUACUACGAGUUUGUGGCGGCGCUGCACCCCAACAAGGACGCCUACCGGCCCACCACCGACGCUGACAAGAUAGAAGACGAGGUGACCAGACAGGUGGCACAGUGUAAAUGUGCCAAGCGGUUCCAGGUGGAGCAGAUAGGAGAGAACAAGUACAGAAUGGGCCAGAGCAAUUACAAGUUCUUCCUUGGAAACCAGUUUGGUGACUCGCAGCAGCUGCGGUUGGUGCGUAUCCUGCGCAGUACGGUCAUGGUGCGGGUCGGAGGGGGCUGGAUGGCCCUGGACGAGUUCCUGGUCAAGAACGAUCCCUGCAGAGUGCAACAUCCUGGACUUAAGAUCCUUCGCUCCGACUCCAGUAGCACCAUUUCAUCUCGUAUAGUGACGGUCACUCCUGGCUAUUUCUGCUGCAGAGCCCGAGGCCGUACCAACCUGGAGCUGCGUGAGAAGUUCAUCCUUCCGGAGGGUGCUUCCCACGGCCUGGCGGCGUUCCGCUCCCGAGGCCGGCGCUCCAAACCCGGCUCCCGCACGGCCUCGCCCACCCGCUCCUCCUCCUCGGCCUCGCACAGCGCACAUAGCUGCGCCUCCUUGCCCUCUGCUCCCGCCACCCCCACCGCCUCCUCUAGGUCCUCAAACUCGCGUGGCUAUGCCAAGCCCUGGCUGGCACACAGUAAAACUCCAACACCAACCAAGUGCCAGUCCUGCCCAGACCACGACCACACCACCCCUGGGCAUGAGGGAGCAGCGUCGGGGUCCAAGCUGAAGAGGCCCACCUUCCACUCCAGCCGAGGGUCUCUGACUGGAGAGAAUGGAGGAGCUACACCCAUUUCUACUAAACCUGGACGUACCGACCCCAAGCGUACCCCAUCGGGGGCCAGUGGUCCGGUCAGCCGGGCGGGCAGCCGGGCGGGCAGCCGGGCGGGCAGCAGGGCAAGCAGCCGGCGGGGCAGCGACGCUUCGGAUGCCUCUGAGCUCCUGGAGACUCGCUCGGACACCUCGGACACCCCCCGGCGCCCAGGAGCGGCCAAGCCCUCCAAGAUCCCUACCAUCUCCAAGAAGGCCCCAAGCCCCAAGACACCCGCUUCUGGGAAGAAAUAGUGAGGGAGAUGUCAAAAAGACGUCAUACAGCCAACCAUGGAGUCGUCAACAUAACAGCUUCAUACAUCUAACUAUCCGGCUGGUUUGACUCCAAGGGCUUCCCCAGCCCCCCAAAACACCAGCCAUGAUGAAAUAGGGAAGAUGUCCAGACUAUAGAAUUAGAUCAAGUAGAACGCACCGUCUCCCUUUCAAAGAGACACUCUAUAGUGAACAGACUACUGGCGGCCAUAUUGGGUGUCACAUUUGAUCCAAACGUCCAUCCAUAGGGCUUGCAUGGGAUUCAUGCACCAAGACUACUGUAUGAAGGGCAGGGAGAGAUAGGGGAAGAUAUCUCUCUCUUCCUCCCUCGUACACACACUCGGAAAAAAACUCACUGGGGGUGUCUGGUUCGUGCACUUAGACGGAACAGAACUUUCCCCUUUUAAAACCCAGAUCCCAGUUUGCCUUCCAGUCUCCUGUGUGCUCUGUCUCGUAACGGGAUUGUGCUAGACUGUUGUAGAGAAAGCCACAGCAAUUUGAACCGACAACCAACCAACAUAAUGCUGCCUUACUGUGUUACACAUUUCUGUCCUUACUUUUACCUAAUCUGAGUUCCAGAGAACGUUAGGUAGAGCCUUGUAACUACUUUGUGUAUGUACACACUGACACGCACAGAACUGAAGCACACACACACACACACACAUUGCGGGGAGAGAUUAAAUGACUCGGGACUUCCUGGAGAAUGGCAUUCAAAAGAACUGGAUUGUGGGUAUUUUUUUUUUUUUCUCACCAUGAGUUCAACUGAAAAUAUGCAAUGAUUGCCGUCUUGUUUUUUUCCUCCCCUGGACUGGGAAGUGAAGAGGAAUGACACUUCAGCAUGUCUAUGGGUCGGGAACAUCCAGACUAGCGUGAAUCUACUGUUCAGUGUCUGAGCGGCGCCACUCUGACCACUUCCUGCACUGAGCUAACUGCCUAAACCUCUUGCCCAGGAGACCGCGGAAGUGGUGGGAAACACACUGCAAUGUCCUCACAAACCCCUGCAACAUUGGAAGUGUGUUUAAAGGUGUGUAUGUGAGUGUGUGUUUGAUGGUAUGAAGGGUUUCUCAUGUUGUCCUAUAAUAUGGAACCUGGGUUUCUGAGAAGAAAAGCACUAUUUCUUGGUGGGACCCCACUAACAGCAGAAACGUGACAGUGUGAAACAGUGUAGUCGAUUGUAAAGGAGACACAAUUUAAGCGACUAUAAUUCUACGAUUAGAGAUUGAAGACCAGCACACACUGACGGUGUAUCGCUGUAAUUCCACAUUGCCCCUCCCCCUACGUUGCCGCUGGAAACCCCAUAGCCGCAAACACAUUUUUGUACACGCGUGUAGUCGUCACGUGUUUACAGGAAUCAAAGGUCAUCGACUUGCGUCACUGUAUGCAAAGAUUUCAUUUGUGAAUGUCUUUCGUUCGGGUUAAUUUAUCAUCCUGUUGUAUUUUGUUUUAGUUUUGCUUUUGUAGUUUAAGAAAACAUUUCUAUUUAUUUUUCAGUUCUGUAUCAUCACCUUGGAGAAUGAUUAGUGUUAAUAUAAUGAAAUCAUGAUCUUUUGUACCAAGGAAAAUGUCUGCUCCUCUCUUCAACGUUGUAUGUUAUUACUUCUCAACAUAACUUUACUCAACUAGGAAGCGGACUUUCCAUGGCAGCCUUUUUUGCUAAUGACUACAACUCCCUGAACAUGACCAAAGGGGGUUGCCCUUAUUGUGUUGACAAAAAAAACUACAAAUAUGGAUGACAGGGAACCGAACCCCCAGUGUCCCUCCUUUACAGGCGUUUGAAUUGUCAUGUCUUUGAUGGCUGCAAAUGUGCUCCCCUAUUUCUUAAUGUGAGAGCUGAACUAUAUGAAAACUUAAUGAACGCAAAUGUCAUCUUGAGGUGAUUUUAUUUAUUUAUUGUCUCCUUGGGGGCAGGGAUCCGGGGACGCCGAAGAGGAACCUACCUUUUGAUGCGGUGUUAUUCUCUGUGAUGAAGAGAAAAUAUGUCGGUGGGAGGGGGGGUUAGAAGUCAAUUGUGUAAAAUAAAAAAAGCUAAGAUUAUAAACCUUUUUUUGUUCUCUUUUUGUAUUAAAAAUAUGCUUGCAGUAAAAAAAAA